Messenger RNA from Paramormyrops kingsleyae, 2063 nucleotides. The record is from RefSeq and is a predicted model, not a curated record. Lineage: Eukaryota; Metazoa; Chordata; Actinopteri; Osteoglossiformes; Mormyridae.
AAACUUAACAGUUACUGAUAUUUGAUGAAUUGGUACAGAGGCGUCAGCAAAUAGACACUGCGCGCAUCCAGCUUUAUGCUCCGGACCCAAAAACAGCCCAGAUGAAUAUACUGUAACGAUGCAGAAAUGGACUAAAUGGGGGAGUUUGGAUACACUGUCGGAGGACUAAGUUUUCACUCACGAUGCUUUGUUUCUCACGAUUACUGUUUUUGCUCUUAUGUCUUUUCCUUAUCACCGAAUCUCGAAGGCACAGGAUGAGAAAAAGGAGGUGGACGGGAACGACAGAAACGCACAAGCACGGCACGUCUUUAUCGGGGAAAGCCCAAGAUGGGACAAAAUCUCGGAAACUGAAAACCGAUCACCUGCUGCACGUGGAUGAUCACGAUUUCACCAUGAGGCCCUCAUUUGGAGGCCCUGCCAUCCCGGUCGGGGUGGAUGUCCAGGUGGAAAGCUUGGACAGUAUUUCUGAAGUGGACAUGAAUGAAAGACUGCUAUGGUUGUUUCAUCUCAGGGUUACGGUCACAGCUGCUUGUAACAUGGACUUCAGUCGCUUUCCUCUGGAUUCCCAAACCUGCUCCCUGGAGCUUGAAAGCUAUGCUUACACCGACGAGGACCUCAUGCUCUACUGGAAAAGUGGUGACGAGUCGCUCAGCACCGAUGACAAGAUCUCCCUAUCCCAGUUCCUCAUUCAGAAGUUUCACACUACCUCGAGACUCGCCUUCUACAGCAGCACAGGAUGGUACAAUCGGCUGUACAUCAACUUCACUCUCCGUCGGCACAUCUUCUUCUUCCUGCUGCAGACCUACUUCCCAGCCACGCUGAUGGUCAUGCUCUCCUGGGUGUCCUUCUGGAUUGACCGCAGGGCGGUACCUGCCAGGGUGUCCUUAGGUAUCACCACGGUGCUCACCAUGUCCACCAUCAUCACCGGAGUCAACGCCUCAAUGCCUAGGGUCUCCUACAUCAAAGCGGUGGAUAUCUACCUCUGGGUCAGCUUCGUGUUCGUCUUUCUGUCUGUGCUGGAGUACGCCGCCGUCAACUACCUGACCACGGUUCAGGAACGCAGGGACCGGAAGAUCAGAGAAAGACUUCGAGAGCAGUCACUGCCCUGCACCUGUGGCAUGUCCCACACCCGCACCAUGAUGCUCGACGGGACGUACAGUGAAGCGGACACCGAGAGCCUGGCGGGAUACACCUUAGCCCCCAUCGUACCUGAGGAGAAGGAGAAACAGGGCCAGAUGGUGGGCCACCUGUCCAUGAGCAGCGUGUCCACCAGCACUGGCAAGAAGAAGGGACUGCGGGGUCUGCGCAUCAUCGAGAACACCCACGCCAUCGACACCUACUCCCGCAUGAUCUUCCCAGGAUCCUACAUCAUCUUCAACUUGAUCUACUGGUCUGUUUACUGCUGAGGACCCUUCCUGGCUUUGGCAGAAGAAUAAGGAGAAAGUGUUUUGGUUACACAACAGAACCGUAAGCUGGGCCAAUAAUCACUGAAGAUUUUAAUAACAACAGACCUGUGUGAUGGAUUUGACAGUGAAUUUUAUGACAUCCAGGUUAGCCAAUGCUAAUUCCUGGUUUACAUACCAUACAAUAAAUCUGUUUAACACAAUUACUUGACUUAACAUGAGCAGUAUGAGCCAGACAAUCCCAGGAAGGACAUGCAGCAAGCCAACGGUAAUCAUUUCAGAGAGACUUUUGACAGCUUAUGAAAUAUUAGUAAUUACACCGCUUUUAAAAGGUAAUUUGCCAUUAUUACUGGAUAUUUGUAAGUUACUGAUAGAGACUGUGGUCAGCAUUGCUUAGCUAGACAAUAACGUCACUGAAGAUGUUUUCUUUUUGUGUGGGGAGGGGGGGCAGCAUGGUUAUAGUUGAAUGGUUCGUUCAGUUGUUUUUUUCACUCACAUGUAAAAAGCAUCCUGAGUUUCGUCCAUAUCAGAGACUAAAAGCAUCAGUAAAAUCUGUGUUUAUGUGUGACUAGGAAUCAGCGAAUGACAGAUGUGUAUAGUACUGAUUCUGUGCAGGGAAAAUGUUUGAAAUUUAUUAAAUCACAGUCCCUUUUGGUCAAA